Suillus plorans is the source of this 609-nucleotide messenger RNA. RefSeq lists its product as uncharacterized. The transcript has a single exon. Lineage: Eukaryota; Fungi; Basidiomycota; Agaricomycetes; Boletales; Suillaceae. The record is from RefSeq and is a predicted model, not a curated record. The annotation marks the transcript as partial.
AGCGUCCGGAAACUCAAACGUGGCGGUGCGCUAUUCGAGGUGGACGGUCCUGACACCAAACUCUGGCUUAACACCCCCAGCAACGGCAAAGCUUUUGCUCAAGAAUUCGGAGGAGACACGACUAUCAAAGACCGCACUUUUCAAGUAAUCGCUGAAUACGUACCAAUCUCCUUCAAUCUCGAAUCAAGCUCAGACCUCAGGGAAAUAGAGGAACGGAGUAACCUCAGCCCAGGCACCAUAGUGAAGGCCAAAUGGCUCAAACCUGUCGCCAGACGCAACCCAGGACGGAGAACUGCUUUCUGUGUCAUCGCAUGCGCAUCUAGGAAAAGUGCCAAUGAAGUGAUCAGACUUGGCAUAACCAUCGAAGGCAGGAAAUCUGCGGCUCGCAAACUCCUCCCGGAGCCCACCAGAUGCCUCAAAUGCCAGCAGCUUUCCAGCUCGCACAUCGCUUUCAACUGCCCGAACAAGGAAGACACCUGUGGCACAUGUGCCGACACACCGUCCACUCCCAAUGCUGCCACCACCAACCCCAAUCAUUCCCCCUCCCCCUCCACUCAAAGCAACGCAACGAGCAUCGCUGGUAGCCUCUCACCAACACGCCCCCAAUGA